CUCCCCAUGGCCUCGCUGAGCCGAGCCCUGCGUGGCAUGGCGGCCAUCUGUCCUCGCCGGAGCCCUGCCCUGGGCCGGGGGCUGAGACCCCUGGUGAGCGGGGCUGGCCCCACCUCUGAGAAGAGCGUGCCAUACCAGCGAACCCUGAAAGAGGCACAGGACGCCUCGGCGGCGGCCCGGGGCCCAAGCCAGCCCCUGCCUGGCACAGCCAGCGUGGUGGUCAUCGGCGGGGGCAGCCUGGGCUGCCAGACCCUUUACCACCUGGCCAAGCUGGGCGUGAGUGGGGCCGUGCUGCUGGAGCGGGAGCGGCUGACCUCCGGGACCACCUGGCACACGGCGGGCCUGCUGUGGCAGCUGCGGCCCAGUGACGUGGAGGUGGAGCUCCUGGCACACACGAGGCAAGUGGUGAGCCGUGAUCUGGAGGAGGAGACGGGGCUGCACACGGGCUGGAUCCAGAACGGUGGCCUGUUCAUCGCGUCCAGCCGGCAGCGUCUGGAUGAGUACAAGAGGCUCAUGUCGUUGGGCAAGGUCUAUGGCAUCGAGUCCCACGUGCUGAGCCCUGCGGAAACCAAGGCUUUGUAUCCGCUGAUGAACGUGGAGGACCUCUACGGGACCCUGUACGUGCCGCACGACGGUACCAUGGACCCCGCUGGCACCUGCACCAGCCUCGCCCGGGCCGCCACCGCGCGGGGGGCGCAGGUCAUCGAGAACUGCCCAGUGACCGGGAUCCGUGUGCGGACGGAUGAUUUUGGGGUGCGGCGGGUCGCAGCUGUGGAGACAGAACACGGUUCCAUCCAGACCCCCUGUGUGGUCAAUUGUGCAGGGGUGUGGGCACGCGCUGUGGGCCGGAUGGCUGGUGUCAAGGUCCCGCUGGUGGCCAUGCGCCACGCUUACGUCGUCACCGAGCGCAUUGAGGGGAUCCAGAACAUGCCCAACAUCCGCGACCACGAUGCCUCCAUCUACCUCCGCCUGCAGGGGGACGCCUUGUCUGUGGGCGGCUAUGAGACCAACCCCAUCUUCUGGGAGGAGGUGUCAGACGACUUUGCCUUCGGCCUCUUCGACCUGGACUGGGAUGUGUUCACCCAGCACAUUGAAGGUGCCAUCAACCGGGUCCCCGUGCUGGAGAAAACCGGGAUUAAGUCCACGGUCUGCGGCCCCGAGUCAUUCACCCCGGACCACAAGCCCCUAAUGGGGGAGGCGCCCGAGCUCCGCGGGUUCUUCCUGGGCUGCGGCUUCAACAGCGCAGGAAUGAUGCUGGGUGGUGGCUGUGGGCAGCAGCUGGCUUACUGGAUCGUCCACGGGCGCCCAGAGAAGGACAUGCAUGGCUAUGACAUCAGGCGCUUCCACCGCUCGCUCACGGACCACGGCCGCUGGAUCCGGGAGCGCAGCCACGAGGCCUACGCCAAGAACUACUCCGUCGUCUUCCCCCACGACGAGCCGCUGGCCGGACGCAACAUGCGGACAGGCCCCCUGCACGAGGAGCUCCUUGCACGAGGCUGCGUGUUCCAGGAGCGGCAUGGCUGGGAGCGGCCGGGAUGGUUCAGUGCCCAGGGCCCAGCUCCGGUGCUCCCCUACGACUACUGCGGGGCGUAUGGGCGUCGGGCGCACGAGGACUACGCCUACGGCUGGCUGCUGGGCCAGGAGUACACCUUCAGCUUCCCUCCGCACCAUGAUGUGAUCAAGAAGGAGUGUCUGGCCUGCAGAGGGGCCGCGGCUGUGUUCGACAUGUCCUACUUCGGGAAGUUCUUCCUGGUGGGCCCGGAUGCCAGGAAGGCUGCCGACUGGCUCUUCUCCGCCGACGUCAGCCGGCCCCCAGGCUCCACGGUGUACACAUGCAUGCUGAACCACCGCGGGGGCACAGAGAGCGACCUGACCGUGAGCCGCCUGGCCCCCGGCCCCAAGGCCUCCCCGCUGGCCCCGGCCUUUGAAGGUGAUGGCUACUACCUGGCCGUGGGCGGGGCCGCGGCCCAGCACAACUGGUCCCACAUCAGGACUGUGCUGCAGGACCGGAAGUUCCAGUGCCAGCUCAUCGACAGCUCCGAGGACCUGGGCCUGGUCAGCGUCCAGGGCCCGGCCAGCCGGGCCAUUCUCCAAGAGGUGCUGGAGGCCGACCUGAGCGAUGACGCCUUCCCCUUCUCCACCCACAAGCUGGUGAGAGCCGCCGGGCACCUGGUCCGGGCUGUGAGGCUGUCCUUCGUGGGGGAGCUGGGCUGGGAGCUGCACGCCCCGAGGCCAUCCUGCCUGCCCGUGUACCAGGCCCUGAUGACCGCGGGGGCCAAGCACGGCCUCGUCAAUGCCGGCUACCGGGCCAUCGACUCCCUGAGCAUCGAGAAAGGCUACCGGCACUGGCACGCUGACCUCCGGGCUGAUGACAGCCCCCUGGAGGCGGGCUUGGCCUUCACCUGCAAGCUCAAGUCCUCCAUCCCCUUCCUGGGGCGUGAGGCCCUGGAGAAGCAGCGGGCCGAGGGCCUCCGCCGGCGCCUGGUCGGCUUCACCAUGGACGAGAAAGUGCCCAUGUUUGGGCUGGAGACCAUCUGGAGGAACGGCCAGGUGGUGGGCCACGUCCGCAGGGCCGACUUCGGAUUCACCAUCAAUAAAACCCUGGCCUACGGCUACAUCCGAGACCCCAGCGGCGGGCCGGUCUCCCUGGACUUCGUGAAGAGUGGGGACUACACCCUGGAGAGGAUGGGGGUGACCUACGCUGCCCAUGCCCACCUCAAGUCUCCCUUCGACCCUGACAACAAGAGGGUGAAGGGGCUUUACUGACGGCCGCGGGCAGGGCCUCAGCUGGUCCAAGGAUCAGCAACCUGCCACCCCGGCCCACGCCACCCAUCCCGGGGACCUGCGCCGCCCUGGACACCAGGACCUGGACCCUGGCUGGAACGUGGACUCCCUUGCCCUUCGUCGAGAGCUACUUGCCAUGCCCCCCAAAGAUGCAGACAGAGGGGGUGGAAAGAGGACCCAGAAGGCCCGUCCUGGGGUCACUGACCGAAGGGGGGUCUCGAGUCCACCCCCACCCCCCCAUAAAAGCCACCUGCAAUGCCGUGGGCUCAGGGACCAGCCUGUAGCCCUGGAGAGC
Budorcas taxicolor (takin) is the source of this 3079-nucleotide messenger RNA. It is a transcript of the gene SARDH, whose product is annotated as sarcosine dehydrogenase. Gene Ontology annotation, molecular function: oxidoreductase activity; protein binding. The transcript has 20 exons. The record is from RefSeq and is a predicted model, not a curated record. Gene Ontology annotation, cellular component: mitochondrion. Bases 7 to 2766 code for a protein of 919 amino acids. NCBI's taxonomy places the organism in Eukaryota, Metazoa, Chordata, Mammalia, Artiodactyla, Bovidae.